UUUUUUUUCUUUUCUCUUCUUCUUUUAGCUUUUAUAAUAAAAAUGAAAAUAAAACCUUCAAUUAUAACACUAAUUUGUAUAUGUUUAUGGUUAUUCAUAAGUCCUUCUUUUGCCAUUGUAAGAACUGAAGAACUAGCUGAAUGGACAAAAGAUGGUCUCGCUUCCUAUUUUAAGAAAUACAAAAUUAUUUAUGAUAAAACACAAGAUCAUCCUUCUUUAGUCAAGAUUGCCGAGUCCUAUAAAGAUGCAGCCUCUACUAAUAUGAAAUAUUUUGGUGACAGUGUUGAUAGAAUUCUUUCAGGGUUCACAGAUAGUCUUCAAAAGAAUACACGUUUAGCAAGUAAUGACUUGUCUGGAUUCAUUACUAAUUUAAAACAUCAAUUGCGUCAGUUAGAAUUAAAGGGUGAGCUCACUCAAGAUCAUGUUCGUGCUAUCCUUGAUAAAGCUCAUCAUCAAGCGAUACGUCAAAGAAUCAUGACUGAAGCGGAGUGGAAGAAGGCAUAUGCUGUUUUUCAAUCCUAUUAUCAACAGCCAAAAUGGUACCAACGCGUUUUAGGUUUUAAAUCUCAAGUGGAUGCUGGUGCUUCCUCUUUGAAUCAAUGGAUUCAAUCUGUCAUUGAUCAUAUUGUGGCUACAGGGAGUAUGACAAAAGAAGAAGCUAAAACCCUUACUGAUGAAAUUCGUACAAGUGUAACAAAAACAGAUCUUCAUAACCUUGGUGAUAAAGCCUGGGUUGAAGAACUCACUCAAUCUAUCACAGAUCAUACAAAACUCGAAAAAGAUAAAGUUGAAAGUAUCAUUGAAUCAAUUAAACAUGAUAUUGAAGGUUAUAAAAUCUUUGGCCUUGAAUAUACUGGUCAAGCAAAAGAAGAAGCUAAGCACUGGUAUGGCCGUACUAUCGCUUAUUGUCAAGAUGUAUGGUAUCAAAUUCAAGCAUACAUCAGACAAAUUCAAGUUCGUGUUCGUCGCUUUUGGUAUUCUCGUGAAGUACAGAAAACAAAGAAAGCUGCUGAAAAUGCAGCCGAGAGAGCUUCAGACUCACUCAUGUCUGUCGCUAGCUCUAUUACAAGUGAAUGGCAAGAUCCUGGAAAUUCUAGAGCUCGUUCUCGUACCAUUCAUUCCGUUUUAUCAAAGGCUUCAAGUGCAGCUGUUCAAGCUACAAACAUGAUUUACGAUAUGGAUUUGAAAAAUAUCGAUUUGAAGGGAACUUUUGCUCAUUAUUGGACUCAGAAGGAACAUGAUGCUUAUCGUCGUUUAGGUUAUACAGAGGCACAUAUUGAUUGGAUUAAAAAUUAUCUAUAUAAAACUUUUAGAAAUCAAAAGACUCUUGCUCGAUUUAAAGCAGAUGAGGCAGGUAUUGCUAUUAGACGUUAUUUAGAGGAUUUAGGGAUUCAAUCACCAGCUCAAGUAGAAGAUUCUGUUCAUAUGUUAAAGCGUCAUUUAGAGUUGUGGAGAACUCUUAUAGACUAAGCGAAGUAAUUACAAUUUUUUUUUCCUUUUAAGUGUAUACUCUUGUAUAAAAUGUAUGAACAAUAAUAUAUAGUAUGAUUAAUAUUAAUAAAGUAUAUGUAUA
Messenger RNA from Cokeromyces recurvatus, 1573 nucleotides. RefSeq lists its product as uncharacterized. Lineage: Eukaryota; Fungi; Mucoromycota; Mucoromycetes; Mucorales; Mucoraceae. The record is from RefSeq and is a predicted model, not a curated record. Bases 43 to 1470 code for a protein of 475 amino acids. The transcript has 2 exons.